CGGACACAACUUUAGCAGGUGUAGAAACCUAGCUAGCUGCCAGUUCUGUGCUGAAAACCACCUAACUACUCAGCACUUCUGUAGCAUUUGCAAAGUAAAAGGAAAAGCUUGUAACCACACGCUCCCAAAAUGCAAAAACUGCAAACAAACCCACUUUGCGAAUAGCAAAGACUGCGAGGUCCUUCUAGCCAUUAAAUAAUGAUAGAAAACCUUAAAGUACUACAAGUAAACUUAAACAAAAGUAUACAGGCUACAGAGUCAACGCUACAACUAGCAACUGAGCUAAAAGUUAAUAUUAUUGCAAUCCAAGAACCGUGGAUUGCACCCUCUAGCAGCAAUAGCUACGAAGCUCCAAGGUUAAUAGCCCACCAAAGCUUCUACCAAAUCUUUCCAAAAGCAGGUCCAAACCUCCGCCCAAGAGCUCUAUUUUAUAUAUCUAGAUCUCUAACAGCAGAGGUUAGCCAGCUAGAAGAGAUAGCUGAUCCCGACGCUAUUGCUAUCACGAUAUAAGAAGGACGCUUAAGGUUCAAUAUCUACAAUGUAUACAACCAAAAAAACUAUGAAAACAUAAAAACCUUUCAAAGAAUACUUGCAAACACCCGGCUACCAACAUCUACUCUUCUACUAAUGGACGCUAAUGAGCACCACCCUUGGUGGGACCUAGGUAGUAGUAAUACUAGCUAAGGCGGCCAACAACUAGCAGAUUGGAUAGAAGACUAACACCUUAGCCUUCUAAACACGCCAGGCACAGCUACUUUCUUUAGACCCCAUCUAUCUAGAGAAACAACGCUAGAUCUAUCUAUCGCCACACCAGAUCUAGAAGACAAAGUUAAAGACUGGCAAACCACGACAGAAACCGGAUCUGAUCACUACGGGAUACUCUUCUCAAUC
Bipolaris sorokiniana ND90Pr is the source of this 891-nucleotide messenger RNA. RefSeq lists its product as uncharacterized. The coding region runs from base 199 to 510 and encodes 103 amino acids. The transcript has a single exon. Lineage: Eukaryota; Fungi; Ascomycota; Dothideomycetes; Pleosporales; Pleosporaceae. The record is from RefSeq and is a predicted model, not a curated record.